CAGUUUUACUGCGUUGACGAUCAGUUGUGUCUACCGCUUUGACUUGUAUUUAUUCUGUCUUUGUUUUUUUUUACGGUCGUUAAGUGUUUUUUUUUUAGUGUUGUUAAUUUAUUUAACAAAAUAAAAAACAAAAAAAAUUAAUUAAAUUCUAUAAGAGAAUUCUCUUCUAGACAUAAUUAUGUCGCGACUUUUAGCAAUCGGUCUUUGUAUUUUGCAAAUUGCAAUUUUAGUCCAGUGCAACGGUCUUUAUACAAUUGUUGCACCCGGAACUCUGAGAUCAAAAUCUGACUAUCAUGUUUCUGUCUCAGUUCAUGAUGCUCCAUCAGCAUGCAAAAUUAAGGUUGGUCUUAGUGGUCCUGAAUUCGAUAAAUCAGAGACCGUUGAAGUACCACCAAAAUCUUCAAAAGUUAUAAUGUUCCAAGUUCCAAAAUUGAAAGAUGGCGAUUACAAUUUAACAGCUGAAGGUUUAUCAGGCAUUGAAUUCAAAAACACAACAAAAUUGAACUUUGCUGCUGAACAGGUGUCAAUCUACGUUCAAACAGACAAGGCCACUUACAAACCAGGUGACAAAGUCCAAUAUCGUGUUUUAGUUUUGGAUAAAAAUACAAGACCAGCUAAAAUUGAUGGACCUGUUAAAAUUUCGAUCAAUGAUGGAGCACGAAACCUUAUCAAACAACUUAACGAUGUUGAACUUACCAAAGGUGUUUACUCUGGUGAGCUCCAACUAUCUGAAUUCCCAGUUUUAGGAUCAUGGAAUAUUGAAGUUAGCGCCGAUGGUACAACUGAGACUAAAAAUUUCGAAGUUGACAAAUAUGUUUUGCCUAAAUUUGAAGUUAUGGUUGAAGCUCCAAAAGAUGUAGCUAUUGCUGAUGGUAAAUUCAGUGUAACUGUUAGGUCAAAAUAUACCUUUGGAAAACCUGUUAAAGGGUCAGCUGUUGUAUCUGUCAAGCCUUCUUACUACUCUUAUGGUGACAACAAUGAACAACCAACUGCUGAAAAGACUGUUAAAAUUGACGGCAAAGGUCGUGUAGAAUUUGACAUUUCGAAAGACUUGAAAUUGGACAAAGAACGUUAUACUCCACCAUUGACCAUUUUGGCUAUUGUCGAAGAAGAAUUAACUGGAUUGAAACAAAAUUCGACAGGAACUGUUAACUUGCAUCGUGAGAAAUACCAAAUUGAAGGUAUUGACACACCAUACACUUACUAUCCAGGCAAACCUGUCACAAUCAAGCUCGUAGUAAAGAACCUCGAUGGAUCACCAGUUCAAGACACUAAGAACCCAGUUACAUUAACUGUUAGCCCACCAGACUACUGGUACAGACAUCCAAUUCCAAUUGAAAUGGUUGCAGCAUCAUCAUCAUCAGAUGGAGAAACUCCUACUACUACUAUUCCACCACCACCAAAGUCUCAGAAUUACACUGCAAUUCUUGACAAGAACGGCAUGGCCGAAAUCGAAAUAAGCCUACCUGACGAUAAGUCAUCGACUUAUUACUCUGUAAAAGCUAAUUACUUGGACUCAAACUCAUAUAUUACAUCAUUAUCAAAGUUUGAAAAGGUUGAUACUCCAAUUGAUGAGUCAUUGAAACUUACAGUUCAAACAAAGAACCCUGCUCUUGGAAAAGAUGUCAGUAUUAAAGUACAAAAUGGAAAACCAAUUCCAUACUUUGUGUAUACAAUUGUUGGUCGUGGUGAUAUUGUCCAAAGUGAACUUAUUGAGGUUCCUGAAAAUCGCAACUACCAUGUCUUCAAAAUCACUCCAACCUUCCAAAUGAUUCCACAAGCUAAAAUCUUCAUUCACUACGUCACUGGUACCGAUUUCAAUUAUGCCGAAGAAACAAUUAACUUUGCCAAGGAUUUCCAAAACUCUAUUUCCAUUGAAGCUCCAAUUGAAACCAAACCUGGUGCUGAUGUUGAAAUCAAAGUAAACACCGAUCCAAAUUCCUAUGUUGGUUUACUUGGUGUCGAUCAAAGUGUUCUUCUACUCAAGAGUGGCAACGAUUUGAAAAAAGAUCAAAUUUUCCAAGAUAUGAGCCGUUUCGAUUCCAGUACACCAUGGUCAUUCGGUUAUGGUCAAUAUCCAGGAACACAAGCUGGUGUUGUUACAAUGACAAAUGCUAAUCAUGUAUUCCAUCAAAGUUUAGGUGAAUUAUUGGUUAUGGAAUACGAUGAUGACAAUAUAAUUGAAACAGGAAUAAAUUUUCAUAUUUUGGAGGAGGAUAUGGCAGAAGAACCUCCUCAAACAGUUGAAGUAGCUGCAGAUUCUGGUUCAAAGGUUUCUAUUUCUAGAGAGUAUAAUAAUGAAAUGCCUACGAUAAGGAAAAUUUUCCCAGAAAAUUGGAUAUUUUCUGAUAUAAACAUAAACAAUACUGACGGAAAUGGCAUUACUUUGAGCAAAAAAGUUCCCGAUACUAUUACAUCCUGGGUUCUAACUGGAUUCUCAUUGAAUCCUGAAACUGGUUUAGCUAUUACCGAUGAAGCAACAAAAAUGAAAGUCUUCCAACCUUUCUUCAUUUCCACCAAUCUUCCAUAUUCAGUUAAAAGGGGUGAAGUUAUUGCAAUUCCUGUUGUAAUUUUCAACUAUUUGGACAAAAAUCUUGACGCUGAAAUAACUAUGGACAAUUCCGAUCAUGAAUACUCAUUUGCUGAAGCUACCAAUGAAGUUACCGAAUCUGCUAGUGACGAUGUUAAACGUACCAAGACUCUUUCCGUUCCAUCAAAUAGCGGACAAAGUGUAUCAUUUAUGAUUCGUACCAACAAAGUUGGACCAUUAAGUUUGAAAAUUAGUGCAAUUUCUCCAAUUGCUGGCGAUGCUAUUCAACAAACUCUUAAAGUUGAACCUGAAGGUGUUACUAAAUACGUUAACAAAGCUGUUUUUAUGAAUUUGGGUGAUGAAAAAGAGAAAUCAGCUAAGGUUGAUGUUGAUAUUCCUGAAAAUGCUGUUGAAGAUUCGGAAUAUGUUGAACUUUCGGUUGUUGGAGAUUUGCUAGGACCAACUAUUAAAAAUUUGGACAAAUUAAUUCGUAUGCCAUAUGGAUGUGGUGAACAGAAUAUGGUUAAUUUUGUACCAAAUAUUUUAGUACUUAAAUAUUUGACAGCUACUAAACAACUUACUCCAGCAGUUGAAGAAAAGGCUAAGAAAUUCUUAGAAAUCGGUUAUCAACGUGAAUUACAAUACAAACAUGACGAUGGUUCUUACAGUGCCUUUGGCAAAUCGGACAAAAGUGGUAGCACUUGGUUGACAGCCUAUGUUGUCAAAUCUUUCCAUCAAGCUAUUCCAUUCACUGAUAUUGAUCCUAAAAUUAUCGAAGCUGGUUUGAAAUUCUUGGCUGAUAAUCAGUUGCCAAGUGGUGAAUUCCCAGAAGUUGGCAAGGUUAUUGAUAGUUCUCACAGUGGUGGAUCAAUUGGUCUAAGUGCUUAUGUUUUAUUGGCUUUCUUGGAAAAUGUUGAAUCAGCUGAUCAGUAUAAGGAUGUUAUUGAAAAGGGUUCGUCAUUUUUGGAGAAGGAAUUGGCUUCGUCGGAUGAUCAAUAUUCAUUGUCAAUUGCUGCUCAAGCUUUCUUGUUGGGCAAACGCCCAGAAUCUGCUAAGAAGGUUUUGGCUAAGCUUGAUAGUUUGGCUAAGAAUGAUGGUGAUCGUAAAUGGUGGUCAAAGACUGUUGUUUCUGACAAAUCUUGGUAUGGACCACGUUCGGUAGAUGCUGAAAUGACUUCUUAUGUUCUAUUGGCAAAGCUUAAGGAAGGAAAUGCUGAGGAAGUCUUGCCAAUUGUUAGAUGGUUGAUAUCACAGCGUAAUAGUAAUGGAGGAUUUGCAUCUACACAAGAUACUGUUAUUGGACUUGAAGCUUUGACUAAAUUUGCUGAAAAGAGCGGUUCUGGUACUGGAAAAAUGACAAUUGCUUACGAUGCUGGAGAAAAAAAUACUGGAGAAAUCGCUGUUAAUCCUGAGAAUUCAUUGAUUUUACAAACACAUGUGCUACCAAAAACGGUUAAAGAAGUCGCUUUGAAUGCUAAGGGUACUGGUUCAUGUUUGGCUCAAGUAUCAUACCGUUACAAUAUUGCUGACAAAGAUAACCAACCUCGUUUUGGAGUAAUGCCAGUUGUAAAGAGUUCAGAAAAUGAUCAAAUGGUUUUGGUUGUAUGUACUGAUUUUAAGCCUUUGGAUGGUGAAAAAGAGUCUAACAUGGCUGUGAUGGAAGUUUCAUUGCCAUCAGGUUAUACAGCUAAUACUGAUAGUUUUGAUAAGAUCAAGGAAGUUGAAGGAGUUAAGCGUGUUGAUUCCAAGAACUCUGAUUCAGCUUUAGAUAUUUAUUUCGACAAAGUAACACCUGAACAAACUUGUGUUUCAAUUGAUGCCAUUAAAUCACAUGCUGUUGCUAAACAAAAGCCUGCACCAGUUAGUGUUUAUGAUUAUUAUGAUAACAAUAAGCGUAACACUGAGUAUUAUGAAGUUGCAUCAUCAUUGUGUGAUAUUUGCCAAGGCGAUGACUGUGGAGCUGGCUGUGCGAAAAAGAAUUAGGAUACAAAAAUUAUUCCUAAAAAAACCUAAAAACAUCUUUAUUAAGUUGUAAAAUUUUACAAAAAUAAAUUCUUUUGUGCCUAAGAUUAAUUAUUUUGAGGUUAGGUUUAAAAUAUUAAACUUUUUUGUAAUUUGAUCUUAAUUAUUUUUUUUAUACUACCUUACCUAUUAUGUAACGGAUACUUAAAAUUUUACAUAAACGAAAUAAGAAUAUAAAUAAAAAACGAAACAAAAAUGAA
Episyrphus balteatus (marmalade hoverfly) is the source of this 4752-nucleotide messenger RNA. RefSeq names its product CD109 antigen (gene Tep2). Gene Ontology annotation, cellular component: extracellular region. The record is from RefSeq and is a predicted model, not a curated record. Bases 179 to 4513 code for a protein of 1444 amino acids. The transcript is spliced from 15 exons. Gene Ontology annotation, molecular function: endopeptidase inhibitor activity. Lineage: Eukaryota; Metazoa; Arthropoda; Insecta; Diptera; Syrphidae.